Molecule: messenger RNA, 5166 nt
Organism: Limulus polyphemus (Atlantic horseshoe crab)
Lineage: Eukaryota; Metazoa; Arthropoda; Merostomata; Xiphosura; Limulidae
Gene: tam
Product: DNA polymerase subunit gamma-1-like
Exons: 24
Coding region: 1461-5099 (1212 amino acids)
Biological process (GO): mitochondrial DNA replication
Cellular component (GO): mitochondrion; gamma DNA polymerase complex
Molecular function (GO): 3'-5' exonuclease activity; DNA-directed DNA polymerase activity; DNA binding
Source: RefSeq, a predicted model, not a curated record
UGGUGAUAAUAGUAGGACUAGGAGACUCAAAUAUAAAUUUUGGCAGGGUAGGAGUUAUCUUUAGUUAAAGAAUGGGUUGCCUUCAGAUGUAAUUGAUGCACUAAAUUUAAGGAGUUUAAAGGAAGGUUUGGUAAAUAAUCGAUUGAUAAGGGUGGCUUUGAGUAUUUAUUUUGAAUUUCAGUGACCUACAUAAGUCGAUUUCUGCCAUUAAGUUUUGUUAUAUUAGUAGUACUUGAUACAUCACUGACUAUAACAAGCUCGAUCUUUGGGCAUUGAUUGUCCCACUACCAAGCUUUAUAUAACAAGUUACAUACAGUUAAUGAUUAACUAAACUGCGUUACUGAUUUAUAGCUUUAUCACAUUUAUGAUGAAAUAUAUUUACUUUAGAUUUAUAUUUAAAAAUAUUUUGUAAGUUGCAACUUAUCUAUAAUGAUUAUAAAUGUGAAGGCAGUUUUUAAAUUUUAUGGGAAAAUAUAGUAUAUAUUACAACUUACAUUCUGAAGUGAAGUUAACACACAAAUGUGGUUAUAAACUUGCAUUUUCAUGUAUCCAAACACUGAACUGGAUAGUAUCAUUUUCAUACAUGCAUUCCCUGACCUAGAAAACUAUAUAACUUAACAUAGGACAGAAAUUAUAUUUCACAUUGUUUUUGGUGACAUUUGAGACAGAAUAUAUAACCAACAAUGCCAGUCUUGAAUAUCAUAAUUUUUUUCCUGGAUCAGUGUGCAAACUUGUUGUUUUUAGUAUGUUUAGAAUGUUUGAACUGGUGAACAAUUUGAAAACCUAGCAAAUGAAAGAAAGAAUUCAACUCAUUCAAAACAUUAUCAUAAUUUCAAUUUCUUAACAGUUAUAGUAAAAUUGGUGAUAAACAGCUGAAUAAUUUGUAAUAAAUCAUGCAGAAACUUGCAAGGAAAAUUGUGGAAUAAAACAUUUUUGUUAAUUAUUGAUAAUAAUUCUAGCCAUUAUUCAAGGAAUGUUUACUACAAUCUUUGACCCUAACUGUAAAAUAAAAAUAAUUAUUUAUUGUCAUUGUUCAACAAUUGACGGACUAAAUAUUCAAGUGCAUGUCACUAACUGACUUGUUAAUUAAAUCUGUCUGUUGUAAUGAAAUCUCCAGCCCAAAACAUUUCAUUUGAAAUACUGUAUGUGCAUUUAUGUACUCAUCCCUUAUCAUUCAAUCAAAAAUUUCAGAGAAUUUAAGGUUGUAUACAGAGUUGUUAUAUUAUGGUUCUAGUGCGGUCAUGGGAGUUCUUUGAUGUCUCAGAGUGUUAAGUUCUACACUUGCUUUCUUAAUAAUUAUCAACUGAGUUUAAUUAUCAUGGAUAAAGAUUUCUAUCAGUAUUAUCAUAAAUAGUCGUUUCAUGUAGUAAUUUAAAAUGAGUGUUUAUAUGGUAUGUAUCACCUUUCAUUUCUAACUUUCCCUUAUUUCAUAAAAGCUGUUAAAUGAACAAAAAUAUUUUAUGUCUCUUUACAUGAAUGUGGAGAUUUGUAAUGGAUCUGAGAUGAGAAACUUUGGAAAAACAACUUCAAUUUUUACCACCUACUGGAAAGAAUGUAAGAGAAGCCAUGACCAAUUUAUGCUUCUUGGGAAAUUACAACCAUCCCAACACCAUUUUUCUACAGAAGUGUUUAAAAUGGUUUCAAAUGAAAAGCCAGAUUUAAAACAGACAUGUAGUAAACACCAGAAAAUAGUUGGACAACAAGAAUUUAACCAAGAGUCCAUAUCCAAUAAUAUAAGGGUGAAUGCAAUUGGUAUACAGAUGUUGUCAGAAGGGCUUCAUAAACAAAUAUUUAGAAAAUGUGUUACCAAUUCUGAUACAAAAAAUAUCAAGAACUGUAUGGAGCACUUAAAGAAGCAUGGAUUAUGGGGAAAGGAAACUACAGUACAACCCAAUGUUAACCUUGCUUUGCCCACAUUCUAUGGAAAUAAUAUAGAUGAACAUUUCCAACAUCUAGGAGAGAGAGUUUCUGUGGAUUACAAAAAACUAUUAAAUGAUUUAACCAAUGUUGAAAUUCCAAAGAUGCCAGAAGAAUGGAAGUUUACUGCUGGAUGGAUUAGAUAUGGGGCUAAUGGAAAUGUAGAAAAGGUGGAAUAUCCAAGUGAACCAGUGUUAGUGUUUGACGUAGAAGUUUGCCUGCAAGAAGGAAAUUUUCCAACCUUAGCAACUGCUGUUUCUCCACAAGCUUGGUACUCAUGGUGUAGUGAGCAACUUAUAAAGGAACAAUUUUCCUGGGAUCAGGAAGUCUCUUUGAAUGACCUUAUUCCACUAGAAACACUACCUGGACAGGUAGAACCUUCUGAUGGACAAUCAUGGCAGCCACGAUUGGUUAUUGGACAUAAUGUUGGCUAUGAUAGAACCUAUAUAAAAGAACAGUAUUUUCUUAAGGGAACAAAACUCCGAUUUGUUGACACACUUUCAUUACAUAUGUGUGUCUCAGGACUUACUGGACUUCAGAGGGCACUGUCAGUAGCAUACAAGAGUAAUCAUAAGCAAAGAGAAAAACAAGAAGAACUAAUGUUGAAAGGCCCUCCUCCUCAAAUGUGGCAGGAUAUCAGUUCCCUGAAUAACCUGGUUGAUGUCUAUAGUCUUUAUUGUGGAGGUGCUCGUUUGGACAAAUCUGCUCGUGACAUUUUUGUUACAGGAAGCCUGAAUGAUGUGCGGCAAAAUUUUCAAGAACUAGUUCAUUACUGUGCCCAAGAUGUAAAAGCUACUUAUGAAAUCCUACAAAAACUACUGCCUCUUUUCUUUGAAAGAUUUCCACACCCAGUAACAUUUGCUGGAAUGCUUGAGAUGUCAACAGCUUAUUUACCAGUGAACCAGAACUGGCAACGAUACCUGAGAAAUACAGAAGAUAUCUACCAUGAUCUCCAGAAAGAACUGAAGCUUUCUUUAAUGCAUCUAGCAAAUGAUGCCUGCAGUCUCUUACAUGAUCAGAAAUAUAAAAAUGAUCCAUGGUUGUGGGACCUUGACUGGACAACCCAAGAAAUGAAAUGUAAGAAACAAGUAACAAGAAAAAAGAAUACAAAAGAACAGGACAAAAAAGAUAAAGGUAGUAAUGAUGUCAAGCCAGUGGACACAUUUAAACCAGAAUUGAAUCACUUUGUGUGCACAGAAGAUGACGAGGAUCUAGAUGAAGACUUAAGAAAAGUUUUUGAAACAGUGAACAAUCUAUAUAAAACACAACCAUUUCUUCCUGGCUAUCCUUCCUGGUAUCGAGAUUUAUCUGUUAAGCGAAAGGAAGGUAGUAAAGAUGAUGGUAAUGAAGAUGAAUGGGAACCUGGUCCUACUCUUAUCAGUACACAGAUGCGAACUGUCCCUAAGUUGAUGAGGUUGACAUGGGAUGGAUAUCCUCUUCAUUAUGAUACCAAACAUGGGUGGGGCUAUCUUGUACCAGGUAAACCACCAGAUGCUGAUACUGACAAUGGGGAAGAAGAAAUUUGUAAAAAAGAAGAUAGGUCAGAAUUUCCUUUAGAAAACCUUUUGAGAUUAUGUCCUCACUUGGAUAUCAAGAAAAAAGAAGGAACUGUAAGUGUAGUUGAAGAGGCAUGGAAAAAUCUUCAGAAUAUUCCUGAAAAUUCAUUUGAAGUAAAUGAACAAUGGAAGGCAAUUUUAGGAAAUAAAAAGAAGAAGUUACAGACUGAAAAAGCAGCUUAUAAUGGAGCCUUAGGUCACCAUGGUAAUGGUCCUUUUAAUGAUGUUAAUAUUAGGGGAUGCUGGUUCUUUAGGUUACCUCACAAGGAUGGGCUGCAUAAGAGAGUCGGUAACCCUUUAGCUAAAGAUUUUCUUAGUAAAGUAGAAGAUGGAACUUUGAGAGCACUGGGUGGAGGUCAAGCUGAUCAAGCUUUACGAUUAAAUAAGAUGGUGUCCUAUUGGAAGAAUGCUCGUGAUCGUAUUUUGUCUCAGAUGGUGGUGUGGAUGAAUCAAAGUGAACUUCCCUCUGCUGUGACUAGCAAUUCCUGUUAUGAUGAAGAUUUUCUCUAUGGAGCUAUCUUGCCUAGAGUAAUACCAGCUGGAACUGUUACUAGGAGAGCUGUCGAACCUACCUGGCUUACAGCAAGUAAUGCAUAUACUGACAGAGUUGGCAGUGAACUAAAAGCUAUGAUACAGGCUCCCCCUGGUUAUCACUUUGUUGGAGCUGAUGUAGAUUCUCAGGAAUUAUGGAUAGCAGCUAUACUUGGGGAUUCUCACUUUGCAGGCUUACAUGGUUGUACAGCUUUUGGUUGGAUGACACUUCAAGGAAAAAAGAGUGAAGGGACAGACAUGCAUAGCAAAGUUGCUGCAUCUGUUGGUGUUAACCGAGACCAUGCAAAGGUGAUAAAUUAUGGAAGAAUAUAUGGAGCAGGUCGAUCUUUUGCUGAGAGACUACUCAUGCAGUUCAACCACAGAUUAAGUAUGAAGGAAGCAAAAGAAAAAGCAAGGAAGAUGUAUACUGAAACAAAAGGAGUUAGAAGAUAUCUUCUUGAAGAUUAUGGUGGAUAUGAAGUUAUCCUUCAUUCCAGGGAUGAUGAAACUUCUCCAAAGAUUUGGGUUGGUGGAAGUGAGUCUCACAUGUUCAACAAGUUAGAAGAGAUUGCUCAGUCGCAACAACCUCAAACACCUGUAUUGAAAUGUCAGAUCAGUCGAGCAUUAGAACCACAAACCGUCAAAAGUAAUUUUAUGACAAGCCGAAUCAACUGGGUUGUGCAAAGCUCUGCUGUAGACUACCUUCAUCUUAUCCUGGUAUCCAUGAGAUAUUUGUUUGAAGACUUUGACAUAGAUGGUCGUUUUACUAUCAGCAUUCAUGAUGAAGUUCGUUAUCUAGUAAAGAGUGAGGAUAGGUACCGAGCAGCCUUAGCACUCCAAGUAUCCAAUCUCCUAACUCGAUCCAUGUUUGCAUUUAAGCUUAAGAUGGAUGAUUUACCUCAGUCUGUAGCAUUCUUCAGUUCUGUAGAUGUAGACUCAGUUCUAAGAAAAGAGGUAAACAUGGACUGUAGAACUCCUUCAAAUCCUCAUGGCUUAGAGAAAGGCUAUGGUGUACCUCCAGGUGAAUCCUUAGAUAUUUAUGAAAUUAUCAAACAAACUAAUGGAGGAUCUCUACAAAAAACAAGCAGUUGUUGAUACAGUUUCAAAAAGUACUUUACAUGUAUAAGUAUAUAUAUAUAUGUUUGUAAAUAAAAUUAUUUUU